This is a messenger RNA of Alligator sinensis (Chinese alligator), 1512 nucleotides long. RefSeq names its product WAP, follistatin/kazal, immunoglobulin, kunitz and netrin domain containing 2 (gene WFIKKN2). The record is from RefSeq and is a predicted model, not a curated record. Gene Ontology annotation, molecular function: receptor antagonist activity; transforming growth factor beta binding; serine-type endopeptidase inhibitor activity. The transcript has a single exon. Bases 70 to 1512 code for a protein of 480 amino acids. Gene Ontology annotation, biological process: negative regulation of transforming growth factor beta receptor signaling pathway. Lineage: Eukaryota; Metazoa; Chordata; Crocodylia; Alligatoridae.
GAAUGCGAGACCUUUGAGAAGUGCUGCCCCAAUGUUUGCGGCACAAGGAGUUGCGUGGCAGCUCGGUACAUGGAUGUCAAGGGGAAGAAGGGGCCUGUCGGGAUGCCCAAAGAGGCAACGUGUGACCGUUUCAUGUGUAUCCAGCAAGGCUCGGAGUGCGAUAUCUGGGACGGACAGCCCGUGUGCAAAUGCAAAGACAGGUGUGAAAAGGAGCCUAGCUUUACCUGUGCCUCUGAUGGACUCACCUAUUACAACAAGUGUUAUAUGGAUGCAGAAGCUUGCAUCAAAGGCAUCACGUUGAAUGUUGUCACUUGUCGGUACCAUCUCACCUGGCCAAAUACUAGCCCUAUCCCACCAGAGACUACAGCUCGCCCUACCACAGCCUAUUCAGAGACAACCGUCAUCGAUGUCCUUCCACCUGCUCUAGUUAACAAUCCAGUCCAUCAGUCGGUCUACGUGGGGGAGACCGUUAGCUUUCUCUGCGAUGUCACGGGCAGACCCAAGCCAGAAAUCACCUGGGAGAAGCAAGUAGAUGGUAAGGAAAAAAUCAUAAUGAAGCCAAAUCACGUCAGAGGGAAUGUUGUGGUGACCAACAUUGCCCAGCUGGUGAUCUAUAACACCCAGCUUCAAGACGCAGGCAUUUACACUUGCAGUGCCAAAAACAGCGGCGGCCUUCUCAGAGCCGAUUUCCCCUUAUCGGUCAUCAAAGGAGAACCUGCAAAUAAAGAAGCAUCCCAAAACAAAACCCACUUCCCCACCGACGAGUGUCUGAAGCAGCCAGACAGCGAAGAUUGUGGGGAGGAGCAAACCAGAUGGUAUUACGAUGCGAAGAAAAACAACUGCUUUACAUUUAUCUAUGGGAACUGCAAUAGCAACCUGAACCACUUUGACACCUACGAGAACUGCAUGCUAACUUGUAUGAACGGUCCGAUCAACAUUUGCAACCUGCCAGCCCUUCAAGGUCACUGCAAAGCCUACGAGCCCAGAUGGGCGUAUAACAGUUUGACAAAGCAAUGCCAGUCCUUCAUUUAUGGCGGGUGUGGAGGCAACGAGAAUAACUUUGAAAGCAGAGAGGCCUGUGAAGAGAUGUGCCCUUUCCCGAAGAACACGCACUGCAAAGCUUGCAAGCCUCGCCAAAAGCUGGUGACAAGCUUCUGCAAAAGCGACUUUGUGAUCCUGGGCCGUAUAACAGAACUGACCGAAGACCAAGAUUCUGGGCACGCCCUGGUGACGGUGGAGGAGAUCCUAAAGGACGAAAAAAUGGGCUUAAAAUUCCUUGGGAAGGAACCUCUAGAAAUCACGCUUUUAAACAUGGACUGGAGCUGCCCGUGCCCCAACAUGACCACGGUAGAUGGCCAGCUCAUCAUCAUGGGUGAUGUCCAUAAUGGGAUGGCCGUCCUGCAGCCAGACAGCUUUGUGGGCGUCUCCAGCGUCCGGCGUGUACGAAAGCUUCGCGAGGUCAUCCACAAGAAAACCUGCGAGCUUUUGAAAGAGUUCUUAGGAUUACACUAA